CACUAGAUUAGGGAGCGGGAAUCUUGCUCGACUCGGAGUCCUGUUCGAUGCCAAACAGAGCUGUAGAAAAACAAGCUCCGGGCCGCCGCCGACGCAAUGCUAGACGUCGAGUCGCGGGAACGCUGAAAUCCGCUCAAACAAAGACAUCCAUCUAGCCCGAUCCACCGUGCCUUCUAUUUGACGAGCUUCGUUCGGUGUGAUGUGAGUGUUCCAACGUGGUACACUACAUGGAACGGUAUUUCAUGGUAUUUCAUGUGUCUGUUGAACACGGUGGCACCGUCACCGUAGGGUUGUUUGAGGCCCUGGCUUCGUCUACUAAAGAAGAGCAGCCGCUAGUUGCUGCAUCCUGUGUGCCUCACGGAUGCCGAUCUAAACAUCUACCCACAUCCGUGGCUCGGACGCUUGACAGUGUACUGGGUCUGCUGCAAGAAACACGGCUGCGCAUGACGGUUCUGCAGGCCGAUGUCACCAGCACUGGGUCAAUUUAGAACGUUACUGGAGGGUUGGAAUGGGAUUCAGCGAACGAGACAUUGGAGGCACUAGUCGUACUCGGUCCUUCUAUCGCUGGGCACGAGUGGGUGGAUGUGGG
Molecule: messenger RNA, 589 nt
Organism: Coniophora puteana RWD-64-598 SS2
Lineage: Eukaryota; Fungi; Basidiomycota; Agaricomycetes; Boletales; Coniophoraceae
Exons: 1
Coding region: 228-488 (86 amino acids)
Source: RefSeq, a predicted model, not a curated record